AUGACUAAGGCUUUUUGCAAGGACCCUCUGGGGAAGAAGGUGUGCAUUAAAUGCAAUACUGAUGACGCUGUCGGCAACUUUAGGAAGCUGACAAUAGCCCACACUGGCCCUGGACGGAACAAUAUUGUAUUGAAGAAGUGGUACACGAUUUUAAACCACCACGUGUCUCUGGGGAACAAUGAAAUUCACAGUGGGAUGAAUCUGGAGCUUUAUUACCAAUAG
Molecule: messenger RNA, 222 nt
Organism: Cervus elaphus (red deer)
Lineage: Eukaryota; Metazoa; Chordata; Mammalia; Artiodactyla; Cervidae
Product: ubiquitin-like protein 5
Exons: 1
Coding region: 1-222 (73 amino acids)
Biological process (GO): mRNA splicing, via spliceosome; protein modification process
Cellular component (GO): cytoplasm; nucleus
Molecular function (GO): protein tag activity
Source: RefSeq, a predicted model, not a curated record